Molecule: messenger RNA, 2852 nt
Organism: Astrephomene gubernaculifera
Lineage: Eukaryota; Viridiplantae; Chlorophyta; Chlorophyceae; Chlamydomonadales; Astrephomenaceae
Source: the annotation of a GenBank genome assembly
GCAUGUUGGGUACCGAUAGGGCUUCGGUGUUGCUUGUCUCUUAUCAUAAUCAUGGUCUAGCUGUGACCCCCGACAUGAGCUCUUUUUGUAGCCUAUCUGCACCAGUAACUAGUGAUUAAGAACUAGUGAUUUGUUUUCUUGGCCUUUGAUGACUGUGAUCAUGCGUCCUUGUUACCUCACACAUUAACACCCUACUUAUUAUCUGCUCUUGGACAGCUACUUACUGGACGUUUUCCAACACGGUUCAUGUAUGAUGGAGGCCAGCAUAGACCCAUCUAAGCGGAUUACCUUUUGACACGGGCCUGGGCCUAGACUGACAGUUGCGAUCAGCGAAGCCUAACAAUUACAACCCCCGCUUCUAGGCAAAGGUGACAUUUCUUCAGUCACCCGGCCUCUAGGUUGAAUGCGUGGGAGGAUGACGGACGGGCAUAAAUCUCAUCUAUCGGACACACAUCGGCUUGCUUUUGAGGCUUACGGCGAACCAAAAAUGAAGAGCAAGACGCAAGUGUCGUACGGCUUUAAAGUAGCGCUGGUAGCUCUGGACUGCCUCUUUCUAGGUCUGCAACCCGUGCUGGUUCACCUGUCCAAGAAUAGCAAGGGCACGUACUCCUUCCACCCGGUCGCGGUUAACUUCAUGGUGGAGUUGGCCAAGACGCUGUUCGCGCUGGCGGUGCUGCUGUUCACGGGCACCGGCCGCUCCGGGCCGCCCAUGUACCGCUCUCUGCGUGCCUUCGCUGCGGACGCGCACCACAACCGGCUGCUGGCGGUGCCGGCGGGGCUGUACGCGGUGAACAACCUGCUCAAGUUCUCCAUGCAGCUCUUCUUCCGCCCCACCACCACCAAGAUGCUGGGCAACCUUAAGAUCUUCACCAUCGCGCUGCUCAUGCGCGGCGUCAUGCGGCGCAGCUUCAACACCAUUCAGUGGGAGGCGCUGUUCCUGCUGGUCGCGGGCAUCACCAUCAACCAGCUGCACAGCUGCGGCUCCGCGCCCAACCCCGACGCCUCCGUGCCGCUCCUGCCCGCCCUGCUGUGCACGCUGGGCACCGUGACGGUGCCGGCGGCUGCCAGCGUGUACAACGAGUUCGCGCUGAAGAAGCACAUGGACACCUCGGUGCACCUGCAGAACUUCUUCCUCUACUUUUACGGCGCGCUCUUCAACUUCGUCUUCCUGGCUGCAACCGCCCUGCACGCGGGGCAGCCGCUGGGGGACAUGUUCCAGGGCCUCUCCCUCAUCACCUACCUCCUCAUUGCCAACAACGCGGCACAGGGCGUGCUGUCCUCCUUCUUCUACAAGUUCGCGGACACCAUCCUCAAGAAGUACUCCUCCACCAUCGCCACCAUUUGGACCGCGCUGCUGUCGUUCGCGCUGUUCGGACACGACCUGACCAUCAACUUCUUCCUGGGGGUGUCCAUUGUGUUCGUGUCCAUGCACCAGUUCUUCACCUAUGGCGACAAGCCCAAAGCCAACGAGCGAGCCAUGCCCCGCAUGCUGUACAGCCCCUCCCUAGACCACAUAGCACUUGCGGCCUCCGCGGGUACCCCCUCCUCCGCCGCUGGGGGGUUAGGGUUGGGAGGCGGAGGCGUGGCGGACGAGGUGGCAGGCAGUGGGGAGAGUGGCGACGUACGGCGUCCGCUGUUGCCUCGAUAGUGUGGGAAGGCAGGAACACCCUUCCCCCCCCUGGGCGAUGAUAGUGUGGGGGCGGGUUGCGUGUGAUAGCCGGCUGUGUAGCUUGUUUGGGGGGGGGGUACCGGAAAACUUGCCGAGCGAGUCGGAACGUUCUUCAUUGGCUGCCGGAAGGUGUAUGUUUAAAGAGAAAACUGGCUGCGAGUAAACUGGCCGCAAGACGGAACGUGUGCGCGCAUGCUACUGGAUUGUCGAGGCGUGUGUGCGCAUGCGUCCCUGGCUGGUACCGUUGUGCAUGGUUACCGGUAUAGAGGGCGGGCGCCCGAUGGGUCUAGAUCGGUGGUAAUUACAGGGAAGGAAAGGGACGCGCAGGUAUGGGGUGGGGUCUGGGCUUGAGAUAGCGAACGCAGCUUCGCCGCAGGCUGAUACAAUGCUGAAGGAAGGGACGUGGCAGGGACGUGGGUUCGGGCUUUGUCGUUUUGGGGGAGGGUAUGGUAAAGUGGAAACAACUAACGAACCGCUUGAGGGGAGGGGGUAUUACCGGUGCUGGCGGCCGCGGCUGUGUCACUGCAUGCAUGCAUAUGUGUGAACGGCUGCCCCCGGACAACGGAUUUCGCAAGAUUCGGGCGAUUUAAGGAUCUGCGGCUAGGAGGCUCAUGGACGGUGUUCUCUGCCUGCCACAUGUUUGGAUUUGCGAGGAGGGUUUGAUGCUGUCUUUCGAGUAGUGUUGGGUACCGGAGUAUACCGCAGGAUCGGAGGUAGCAGCGCAACCCGACCGCUGUUGCGUCCCAUCAUUCAUCCCGCAGUUGCGAGUGAGGCGUUCCUAGCUGUGUGGGAGCUUCACCUACCCCUGCUGUUAAUGGUGGCUUUUCAAUGCUGCGCGGGUGCGGGGGGUCAAAGAGGAACCAACCCGUUGUAAGAGGGGAGGGGCGGUGUAGUAAGGGCGAUUGGUUCGGACUGUGGCAGCUGUGUCUGACUCGCUGUUCGAAGCUGGACGACUUGUAUGGUGGAGCGAGGGGGCAUACGGUGUGUCGGGAGGCUUCGGACAGGCCGCAGAAGACACACGUGCACGGACCGGCGGUGUGUUAAGAAAACUGGCCGCGAGUAGGAAUGUAUGUGUGUUGGUGCACUUCCACAUCAUAUCACCGCCGAGAACGGGGUAUAGGUAAUAUAGAGGUACGGGUAUAAUAGGCGCCGUAGAUUCAGGACGUGUCCGGUAGGCAAGUCC